UAUGAAAGUUGAAAAACUGAAAUAAAUUACAGAAAUCAAUGAAAUAAAAUAGGAUUAUUCAAAAGGGUUGUAAUUAGGAAAAACAAGUGAAAAUGCAUUGAGGAUUAUACAUUUGAAAUUAGAAAAGCAAAGAUUAAGAAGGAAAUCACUUGAAACUAAGACAGAAGUUGAAGAAGAACACCUUCCUUAAGUUCAAUAGGUUUCGAAACCACCUUUACCUCGUAGGACUAUAAUUGCCAAUAAAGAAAAUAUUAUUCAAAUGCCAAAUAUCAUAUAAAAGUAAAAGGAAGUUGCAAAAUAAAUAUAGACAAAAAAGAGAAGACUAUCUUAAAGAAUAAAAAUGAAAAAGAGUGAACCUACUCUUGAAUUUAGUCCUUGGGAGAAUUAUGAAAAUUAAGAAUUCGAUUUUUUUUGA
Molecule: messenger RNA, 415 nt
Organism: Paramecium pentaurelia
Lineage: Eukaryota; Ciliophora; Oligohymenophorea; Peniculida; Parameciidae
Source: the annotation of a GenBank genome assembly